AACUCGGCUUUAUAGCUUAUAUUAUAUCAAACGUGCAUGUCAUGAAUAAGCUUACAUAUCUACGAUUAUACCCUAGUUUUCGCUUUUAUUGCAGUGUUAAGUCAUCAAUACACAAAAUCGAAAAGAAAGACUUGGUCGAGUUAGUGCCAAAAAAUCCUGUUAAAUCUGCUAUAGAUUUGAGCAAGUUGCCUCCAAAGACAAAAAUAGAUAUCGAUACUAUAAAUUUGCUGGAAAGAUUGUCUUUAGUUGAUUGUGCUAACAGAAAAGGUAUUGAAACUUUGGAAGCAGCAAUUGCCUUUGCCGAUCAAAUUCAACAGGUUAAUACUGAAGGAGUUGAGCCUUUAGUGACGGUAUUGGAGGAUAAGCCUUUAAGGGUAAGGGAGGACAUUGUCACUGACGGAAACUGUAAAAAAGAUAUUCUUAGAAACGCCGCUUUAAUAGAAGAGGAUUAUUUUGUGGCCCCACCAGGCAACAUACCUUUAGAAGCAAGAGAAAAUCCUUUACAUGAAGAGGAAGAAAAUAAAAAAUGAACAAAAUUUUAACAUUAUGUGAAAAUAGAGGUUUUCUUCAAAAAACUUAUAAUGCAGCUUUAAAACAGGAUAUCAUCACAAUAUUUCCCACAGGUGCUUUAUUACAGGCUAAUUUACGUAAUGAAUGGUUUAAUAGUAGCAUUAUUAACAAGGACCAUACUGUUUUCUUAAAUAAAAACGAUUUUGAUGAGACUGUUGAAUAUGCAAGAAAUUUAUGUAAUGUUUUACCCUUUGGUGUUGCUGAUGUAUUACGAAAUAAAAAAUCCAUGAAAGAAAGGGUGGAUUUGGUUAAGGAAAGUGGCAACAAGUUUGAUUUUAGAAUGUAUACCUUGGAAAACGAUUAUAAUUUAAAAACCAAUUUUUAUGUGUCUCCAAAAACUUCAACACACUUUUUUCAUCAGUUUCAAAAGCAAAGAAAGAUGUGGUGGAGAAAAUUUUCAGCCAAUCCAGGUAGAUACUGUUAUUCAGACAUAAAAAAUGGUGAUAAGGGAACACAGAGAAUUGAUAUAAUUGCUGAAUAUGAAUGGGGAAAACAAAUAUUGGAAACUCUAACUUUAAACAAUGAUGGAAGAAAAAAGAAAAAUCUAGAAUUUAAAGAAGGCAAAACUACGUUUUACCCAGACAUUAUAAGCAGCGAUAUUUCCACAACAGCCAUGUUUCUAAAUGCAUUAUGUGAUUCUUAUGAAGAACCAGUAUCUCAAGGAAAACCAAGACCUCUACUGCAUUUCCACAGAAAACUGGCACCUUAUAAACUCAGUUUUGCUAUUACAUCACAAAAGGCAUCAACAUUGUCAGAAUUGUGCGAUUUGGCAUUAUUUUUAUGUAGGCAAUUAAGGGAUAAUCAUGUAUCCACUUUAAUGUUGCCAAGUUGUUCGAAAUUAAAGCUAGAGGAGCAAUGGCAACAGUAUGAUCAGAUGGGAAUCCCCUACAAUAUAAUUUUAAACGACAACACGUUAAAAGAUGGUGUUACUUUACUGAGAAGCAGGGAUACCACCUUAAAAGAACAAGUGCAUGUGUCAGAUAUUGUUGAUUAUGUUGAAAAACUGUUUAAAAAUUAUUAAAUGUAAAUAAAUAAGUAAAGGAAGCAAACAUCAACGAUAAAUAUUUUAUUUGUACACCUAUUACAUAAAUAAACUUAAGACUUACAUAAUAUUAACAUACCUAAAUCUCUUGUAUAUAAUAUAUUCACAGUGUUUUUUUGUUUAGA
Brassicogethes aeneus is the source of this 1737-nucleotide messenger RNA. Lineage: Eukaryota; Metazoa; Arthropoda; Insecta; Coleoptera; Nitidulidae. The record is from the annotation of a GenBank genome assembly.